CAGCGCGGUGGUGAGAAGGGGGAACCUUGUGGCGGUGCCGAGAGGAGAAAAGAUGGAGAAUGAGGGCAACCCGCACUGUCCUGGGGAGAAACAGCAGCAGCAGGAGGAGGAGGAACGCUUGGAGAAAGAGCACUUCUGGAAAAUCAUUAAUGCUUUUAGAUAUUAUAGGAUUUAUGCUCAUGAGAGGGUAACUCGGUCUGAAAAGCAAUUCCACUCUCUCCCAGCAGCUCAUCGAAAGCUGCUGCCGAAUUUCCUUCCUCAUGUGAAAAAAUUAAGAGAGUGUAUUGAACAUAACUAUGAGAUCCUGAAAGCAAUUAUCAACAACUGCAAUCAUAUGUUUGAAAAUAAGGAAUAUGGAGUCAUUGAUAUGGAGGCUGACCUGGGACAAAUAAAACCAGCAUCUACCUUUGACAUGGACAAAUUGAAGUCCACCAUUAAGCAGUUUGUGAGAGAUUGGAGUGAUGAUGGCAAGGCUGAACGUGAUGCCUGUUAUCGGCCAAUCAUUGAAGAAAUUGUAAAACGUUUUCCUCCAGAUGAAUGCAAUCCUUCUGACAUGAACAUUCUUGUACCAGGAGCAGGACUUGGAAGACUAGCCUGGGAAAUUGCUAGAUUGGGUUAUAGCUGCCAGGGUAAUGAGUGGAGUCUAUACAUGCUCUUCUGUUCACAUUUUGUACUCAACAGAUGUACUGGAGUGAACACAAUGACACUGUACCCCUGGAUACAUCAAUUUAGUAACAACAAGCGAUCAGCUGAUCAGAUUCGACCAGUUCAUUUUCCAGAUGUCAACUCUCAUAGUCUCCCAUCUCACGCUAACUUUUCUAUGACAGCUGGAGAUUUCCAGGAGAUCUAUACAGAGCCAAACACAUGGGAUUGUGUAGCAACAUGUUUCUUCAUUGACACAGCACAUAAUGUUGUUGAUUAUAUUGAAACGAUAUGGAAGAUUCUGAAACAUGGAGGCAUAUGGAUAAAUCUUGGUCCUUUGCUGUAUCAUUUUGAGAAUAUGGCAAAUGAAAAGUCAAUAGAACUGAGCUACGAAGACAUCAGGCAUUGCAUACUUCAGUUUGGAUUCAAAAUUGAGGUAGAAAAGAACUCUGUUCCAUCAACAUACACAGAAAAUGAUCAAUCCAUGUUAAAGUAUCUUUAUGAUUGUGUCUUCUUUGUAGCCAGAAAACCUUUAUCUCCACCAUCUCUUAAUGGUUUUCCACCAAUGAACAGUUGAGAAAGGGAAUGUUGACGUUUCCUGUAAUAACAAGACUGCAGAAUAUAAAACUGGGAAAGAAGAGGAGUUACUUAGAGGUCUGGACAAUCUGAAUGAUUCCAGAGACCGGCGUACUCUAAUAGUGCCUUUUUCUUUUUAAAUCGACUUCAGGAAUUCUAAACUAUCGAAGAGGUUUCCUUUUGGACAUCUAGAAAAGUGCAAUGAAGUAAUGAAUUAUCCAUAUAAUCGGCAAAAGGAGCAAAGUUAGAGAAGAGCAAAAGAAAAAAUCUGAUGUCUAACAUUAAUUUGCUAACUGUUGCAGUUAUCAAGAUGCCCUUUGUAUGCAAAGUAUUCCUGACUGUUUUAUUCAGAUAUGAAUGAACAUGCAGUAACUAACUUCCCAGUGGCUAUUAAGCCAAUUUCUUUCCUCCAUUCCAUAAUCUUCAAUUAUUUAAUGGUGUCCUCCUCCCCAUUACCCACGUGCUAACACAGGCACACUUACUCCAUCUUGGCAAAUUGGAUAAUUUUGUUGAACCGUCUCUGCAUUUUGAUAUCUUUGAUUUUGGGAUAUUAAUGAACAGUUCUCAGUGGGCUUUGAGCUUGUUGAAUGUGUGAAACUAUUUUAGCUAGAUAUUUUGCAAUUACAGCAGAUGAUGUUUUUCCACUUUAAAUACGAAUGGUGAAAAGGGGGAAAUCACUGCAUUUUGAAUUAGAUAGUAGGAAUUCAUUCUUUGCUGUGAUUUAACUAAAAACAACUUUGUCAUGCUGUCGUUGUACAAUGUUGACAAUGUGGCAUUUGAAUUGAUGAUUGACUCAAUGCUGCUUGAAUUCACAGUUACUGUAAUUUAUAACUCGUUAGCUGCCAUUAUUCUAAUGAAAACAACUUGUCAGUAUACCUAUAAUUAAUUUACAUGUUCAGUUUUGUUUCUCGUAUAGAAUCAUUUUUAAAAAUCUGUUGAUAAUGAAAUGAAUGAUGUACGUAUCCAGUUUGUCUUUGUUUGAAAAAGACUUGGCCUCUUUAACAUCUGGCUUUGCAUCAUGCCAAAACAAACACCAAACUAGUGAAACUAUUGUUACAUACAUUCUUUGUUCAUUAAUUCAAUGACACGUAUGUUCAUUAAUUGUUACUGGCAGCAUUUGAUAGAAAAGGCUUUGUAUGAGGCCAUGCCAAACAUGCAGUUUGAUUGCAAACACCUGACCAUGAUGCUCUGUACUAGCUUAAAAAUGGCAAACAGAAUAAAGCCAUCCUCACCGCCAUCAUAUUGAUUGAAACACCCAGGCUGGAGGGUAUUUCAAAACCAUAAAAGUAUUUUCAGAUUAUGUUAAUAGCUCAAGCUUUUCACUCUUGUGCUCUCAUGAAAUCCAUUGCUGUCUACGUAUCAUCCAACUUCUAAGUAUUAAGCCUUAACUUGAUGUUACAGAUAGUAUUUCACAGUCAUGUAACAGUAAACAUUGCCAUUUGUAAAUUACCUUGUUCAUAUGUUGCUGGACAGUGUUAAAAGUCCUGCAUUAUGACAGGAUAUUCUUGAGACUGUGUUGUGAAUAAGAGUAGAUAUCAGUCACUACUGUGUAUGUUCUGAUUUCUCACGAAUUCUGAGUUGAGUACAGUUUAAUAUCAAUUGUCAGUGAUUGGGCAUUUUGUGUAUAGUAUGCAGGAAUUUUCCCAAAAUUUGUUUUUAAAAAAGUCUUGCACCCAUAACUAUCAUUCCUGUGAUACCAGGCUUUUUAUAUUGUUAGAUGCAUUUUAAAUGGCAUUGAUUUACUAUAUUUGGCCCAUAAAAAUAUUGAUUGUAAUAAAACAAAACUGAACUUUUAAGAAAAUGUAAUUAAAGACUUCCACAAGAGUAUUUAGAUUUUCUAUUACCUCACUGGAAACUUAACUGGAGCUAUUAACAGACCUUAUUAUAAAUUCAACCAUAUAUCCGAAAACACGUUGAAAGCAAAAGUCUUGAGAUUAAAGAGAAAAGAAGCACAGAUGUAGUGUAUUGAUGUGGACUAUUUGCAGUCUCAAUACCAUCAAAAUAUAAUUUAGUAAUAGCUAUAACUACUUUUUUAUUGAUAGGUACAAGUCUUUGAAGCUUGCUGUUUUAACCAAGGAUCCUGAAGAUGAAAAAUUCUUAGGUGUAACAGCAUUAUUAGUUAUUUUUAUCUUGUUCAAAUAAAUCACCAUACCGUCUGUUUUGCCAAAGAUUUUCUAAAUAUCCUGAGUUUUUUUUUCCCCCUUAUUUAAAUGUUGGAAGCAAUGCUAAAUUUGGAUUAAAAACUGUUGAUCAUUACCUCUUGUUUUACUGCACUAGAAUAAUGUAUAAACCUUAUUGGAGAUGUAUUUUAUACUCAGAUUGCUUUGUGCUUGAUGAAAAUUGAUUAAUGUUAACACCAGGGUUGAUAUUAAAACAAUGUGAUAAAAGAAAAAUAAUGCAGAUCCUGGAAAUCUGAAAUACAGUAUCUGUGGAGAGAGAAAAGCAGCUAACAUUUCAAGUCAAAUAUAACUUCUUCAGAAUGAAGUGUGAUACUGGAUUUGAAAGUUUUUUUCUCUCUUUACUUGCUGCCAGAUCUGCUGAGUUUCUCCAGCACUUUCUGUUCUGAUAUCAUAACAAUAGUGUGGACCCAUACAUCAGUGACUGAUUAUAAAAAGUAUUUAUUCAGAUUUACAUUGUCUCCCCUCCUGUGCUUCUUGCAUCAUGCUAUAAACAGGGACUUAUUCCUGCUGUGGUGGGUCUGAGCUCAUGCGUUAAGUUUUUUGCUGCAGUCUAAACAGCUAAACUUUAGUCCAGUUGCACAUUGAAGUUACGUCCUCCUAUCAACUAUUCUUCCUAGCCUUUAGAAAAGCUAUUAGCUAGCUGCUAGAGGUGUAUUAAACUUACAUAUUUUGAUUGUACUAUAACAUAUCCUCACAAUAAUAGUAAACUUAGUGUGUGAGGAAUUAUGUACGUAAGUAUAUUUGUCACAUUCAUAAUUGCAAGAGCCUCCCAGACUUUCCAAGUCUUUAGAGAGGUUAUAUUUAAACUUUUUAGACUCUUUUUGUUGGUGUUAUUGAUAGAAAAAUAUUAUUAAUUGUCUCACUAAUUUUCCCAAUUAGCCAUUUCCAUGAUGUUACCAUGUAGAACGUUUAGAACCACUAUUAGCAGCCAUGUUAAAUUGAUGGCAUGCAGCUGAAUACAAUGAUGCCCCACAAGUACAUGGCAUAAAGCUUAAGGAGCAUAUACUUGAAGUUUUAGGUGCAAGACUGAAUCUGAAUUUGUUCAUUUAUAUAUUAAUUAAAUUUUGUAGUUAUUCAGUUAAAAAUCUGAUUGAAUUGCAGCCAUUCCUUUCACAAAGGUUGUGAAAUAGUCUUUAAAAAAAUGGCAUUAACAUGAUCUCAUAUUGUCUGCUAAUAGUUACAGAAAUGUUUUGCCUUUUUUUCAAGGAAUAUACAGAAAUAACAUUACUUUUGUUUAAUGUAAAUAAUGAUAGUUUAGUGGUUUUCUCAGAGGUGCUGUUUAACUAAUCUUAAAUAUGGAUUUCAUCCUCUGCCUUCAGAAAUCAGUAUUAGUCUGGAUUACAUUGUACCAAAUUAAGUUAAUGAAUCUAUUAGCAGUGUUGUUUUUUUUCAUUUUAUUUCAAUGUGGAAUAAUGGUUUCAAAAUGUCACAUAGUUUAAUAACUUAUAAUAUAUCUGGUUACUCUUUUGCCAGUGACAAGACCUGUACUAAAGGAGAGGCUAGAGUACACAAAGAUCUGAAUAUCAAUGCACACAUAAUAAACAUAGAUGCUGGAAAUACUCAGCAGGUUCCAACCAAUAUGUAUAUUGUUGUGUACAGGAUUGGGGAACUCAACAUCUAUGUUGGCCAAUUCAAGAACUUGCUGAAUUUCUGUGUUCUUAAUUUGAAUAUAGUCCACACAAAUGCACAGCAUUAAAGAACGCAUACUAGAGUUAGUUUCAGAGAUAAUGGGAACUGCAGAUGCUGGAGAAUUCC
Molecule: messenger RNA, 5153 nt
Organism: Stegostoma tigrinum
Lineage: Eukaryota; Metazoa; Chordata; Chondrichthyes; Orectolobiformes; Stegostomatidae
Gene: carnmt1
Product: carnosine N-methyltransferase 1
Exons: 8
Coding region: 53-1219 (388 amino acids)
Molecular function (GO): S-adenosylmethionine-dependent methyltransferase activity
Source: RefSeq, a predicted model, not a curated record